Molecule: messenger RNA, 663 nt
Organism: Strongyloides ratti
Lineage: Eukaryota; Metazoa; Nematoda; Chromadorea; Rhabditida; Strongyloididae
Product: High mobility group box domain-containing protein
Exons: 2
Coding region: 1-663 (220 amino acids)
Biological process (GO): cell differentiation; regulation of DNA-templated transcription; anatomical structure morphogenesis
Molecular function (GO): RNA polymerase II cis-regulatory region sequence-specific DNA binding; DNA-binding transcription factor activity, RNA polymerase II-specific
Source: RefSeq, a predicted model, not a curated record
AUGAUUUUUAAGAUAUCUACUUUUGGGUUAUUUUAUUUUACUUAUUUUACUGAUCUUUCAAUUGUCAAGUAUAUAUAUAUAUUUAAUUCUAAAAUGGAACAAAAAAAUGAUAAUAAUAAUCUUUCAUUUAUACAAUUUCCUAAAAAUCAUCCACAAGGGUGCCGUUGUGAUGAUUGUAAAAAAGUUAGACGUGAAAUUGAUAAAAGAAGAAUAAGAAGACCAAUGAAUGCAUUUAUGUUAUGGUCAAAAAAACAACGAAGUACAACAGCAGCAAUGAAUCCAGGUAUAUUAAAUUCUGAAUUAUCAAGAAUUCUUGGUAUACAAUGGAAAGAAUUACCAGAAGAUGAAAAACAAAAAUAUAUUAUAGAAGCUGAACACAUUCGUGAAGAACAUUAUAAAAAAUAUCCAGACUUUAAAUAUACAAAAGAUUCAAGUAAAACAAGAAAAACUCAAUUCAAGCUAAUAAAUUGGCAGCAUCAAACAUUAAAUUAUUCACAACAACCUUAUAAUGAAGUUAUAACUCCAUUUUUUCACAACAUGAAUCAACGUCUUAUUGAUAUGUACAUAACAAAAGAUGAAUUAAUAUACUUAAAGGUGAAUGCAGAACAAGAAUUUGCAUUUAUGUUUCCUACAGAAACUUUACGUCAAGAAUUUAGCUGGUAA